AUGUUGACGCCAGCCCAAGUAGCGGCGCGACAAGUCAUAUCGCGAGAAUUACCCGUAUUUACUGGAAAGCCGGAAGAGUGGCUGCUUUUUAUAAGUAACUACGAACAAUCGACGGAAAGAUGUGGAUUUAGCAAUGAAGAAAAUCUUAUCAGACUUCAAAAGUGCCUUAAAGGAGCUGCUCUCGAAGCGGUACGAGGAAAACUCAUGGUUCCAGCCAUGGUACCAUAUGCGAUCGGUACUCUAAGAAUGUUGUAUGGACGUUCAGAAAUCGUACAUGCUAGCUUACAACGUAAGCUGAAAGAUGAGCCAGCAAUCAAACCAAACAACCUGGAGUCUGUAAUACGACUAGUACUCGCUGUGCAGAAUUAUUGUGCCACAAUGCUUUCAGUGGGGCUACAGGAGUACCUAAACGACUCUACCCUAUUAAGUGAACUUGUUGCUAAGCUGUCCAGUGAUCUAAAGCUGGAUUGGGGCAGACAUCGUUUAGCAGCAGGUGGGGGCAAUCUAGUUACCUUCGACAAUUGGCUCUUUGGCGUAGCAAUGUGUGCUACAAUGGUGACGCCGUACGAUUACCAAACAACGGAAAAAGAUAAAGGAAGCAGACAUAUUAAGGAGCGCUUGCUAGUGCACAAUAUAGCGGAAGGCUCGAGCAAGGACAAGCAGAAAAUUGAAGAUCCAACAAAAUCAUUGUGCCCGGUAUGUGACGGCGAGCACGAUCUGUCUGAAUGUGAAGGAUUUUUGAGUAUGACAAUCAGGACUAGACUUGAAGUCAUUAAGGCUAAACGACUAUGUUUCUGCUGUUUUGGAAACCAUACUGCUCGAAACUGCAGAGUGAAGAAGCCGUGUAAUUUUGAUGGAUGUAAAUUAAUGCACAAUGAGCUUCUGCACUUCUGCCCUACGAUAAAGCUCGACGUCGAUUCGGAGGAACUCAAAAAGGAAGAAACAAAAGAGUCGGCACUGUUCUUUCAUGGCAGAUCGACAAAACGGGUACUGUUCCGUUAUAUACCCAUAACCUUGUAUAGUAAAACUAAAAGAGUGAAUAUUUUUGCUCUCCUGGACGAAGGAUCCUCCUGUACUCUGAUGGAGCGACAAUUAGCUGAUGAGUUAGGCUUGGACGGACCUGAAGAGCAGCUCUGUUUGAAAUGGACCGGUGAUUUGACACAGACUGAAACCAAAUCAAAGGUUGUCUGUACCAGUGUUUCCUCCGGUGAUCACCCGCACUUAAGGUAUGUGCUAAAAGGUGUGCGCACUGUGGGCAAUCUGGACCUGCCAGUGCAAAGUAUAGACGACCAAAUGCUCAACAACCAUCAACACCUUAAAUCGGUUCCUGUGUCAACGUAUAUAGGUGUCAAAGCUCAAAUGAUCAUUGGACUGGACCAUAUAAAGAUUUGCGUACCACUAGAGGUUCGAGAAGCCGAAAAUGAUGAACUUGUUGCUGUGCGAUGCAAACUGGGAUGGUCUGUCUAUGGGCGAUAUGGACUGGACGAGAUCAUUCCUCCACGAGUACUGCAUAUUUGCCAGUGUUCAGGUGGUACUCGAACCCUUGAUGAAGCUGUAAAGGCGUACUUUUCGUUGGACUCAAUCGGCGUAAGCGUUCCUCUAAAACCACUGAGAUCCAAGGAAGACGAGCGGUCGCUGAAAAUUAUGAACGACACUACAAAAUACAUUGCCAAUGAACGUCGUUGGGAGACCGGUCUGCUGUUGAGAUAUGAGAAUGUAAACUUGCCUGAUUCUUACCCUAUGGCUCUUAAACGUCUUAAGUGUCUCGAAUCAAAAAUGAUCAAGGACCCAGAUCUAAGCAAUUUCCUGAUCGAAACCAUGCAAAAAUACGCUGAAAAGGGUUACAUUCGAAAACUACAAAGGGGUGAGUUAGCCACUAGCCGAUGUUCUUGGUACAUUCCUGUAUUCGUAGUAACUAACCCCAACAAGAAAAAGAAACGUCUAGUCUGGGACGCGGCUGCACAAGUGAAUGGACUAUCGCUGAAUGAUACCCUCAUGAAAGGACCGGAUUUGUUGGUGUCCCUGCCAGGAGUACUGUUGCGAUUCAGAGAACGCCCUGUCGCUGUAACAGGAGAUAUUCGAGAGAUGUUUCACCAAAUUAAAGUUCGUGCCUCCGACCAGUCCGUACAGAAGUUCUUAUGGCGAAAUGGAGAGAACGAUCGCCCUCCGGAUACCUUUGUAAUGCAAGUGAUGACCUUUGGCGCUUCCUGUUCCCCAUCCCUGGCCAAUUUUAUACUGAAGAAAAAUGCAGAGCAAUUCGGUGACAAUUGUCCAGAUGCUAUAAGGACAAUUUGUCAGAAUACGUUUGUCGACGAUUGGCUGGAGUCGGUGGAUACUGACGAUGAAAUGAUUCAACUGGCUAACAAUGUCAAGAUGAUCCACGCGAAAGGCGGAUUUGAAAUGAGAAAUUGGUUAUCAAAUUCCAAGAGCGUCCUUCAAUCUCUCAACAGUUCCCCAGCAGCGUCCCCGAAAUACCUGGGUUCAGAACAAGAACUUCAGGAGAAAGUUCUGGGCAUGUGGUGGCUUCCCGAGUCAGACAUGCUAACAUUCGUAAUUCGACCUGAGUUGCUGCAGAAGUCCGUAACCAGCACCCACACGAAGCUUAGGGUACUGAGUAUAGUAAUGUCAAUUUUCGACCCCCUCGGACUACUCGGAUUCUUUAACAUUCGUGCCAAAAUAAUUCUUCAGAACAUUUGGAGAUCCGGUGUGAGCUGGGAUGACACAAUUAAAGAUUCGGAUGAGAAUGACUGGCGGGCUUGGCAAUCGUCGUUGUCCAAGCUGAGUAAUUUGCGUAUCCCACGAUACAUGUAUGGCUCAAAGGCUGCUGAAAAUGUCCAACUGCACAUAUUUGUUGACGCGAGCUUGGAUGCCUAUGCUGCUGUAGCAUACUUGCGGGUUGAACGCGGCGGCGAAAUCAGAUGCUCCCUUGUCGCGUCGAAGAACAGAGUCGCCCCUUUGAAACCCAUAUCGGUGCCAAGAAUGGAAUUGAUGGCAGCCAUUUUGGGUUUGCGACUUUCAAAGUUUCUGGAGGCAGAGCUAUCAAUCAGGAUUGAAAGGCGGAUCUUUUGGACAGACGCUCAAGAUGUUUUAUUUUGGAUAAAGUCGGACGUUCGUAAGUUUCCUCAGUUCGUGGCCGUACGAGUCGGAGAAAUCCUAGAAGGAUCGGAGGUUAUCGAUUGGCGCUGGAUACCUUCGGAGCUUAAUGUGGCGGACGAAGGAACCAAAUGGACAAAAAACUGUGAGAUGACCAGCUCGAUAAGGUGGUUUACUGGCCCCGAAUUCUUAUCGCAGAAUGAGUCAAGAUGGCCGUCACAAAUCGGAACCCCUGUGAGCUCCGAUGAUACACUGCUUUAUCACGCCGAUAUGGUGCGGACGGACCCGUCACCUAUUGCCUCUAUUAUGCCAAAUCCGUUACGCUUCAGUAGGCUGGAACGUCUACGCGGAGCCCAAAGGCGAGUGCUGGAUUUCAUACGAUAUAUUCAAGUUCGACAGCCUGGACCUGAAUUGUAA
Molecule: messenger RNA, 3510 nt
Organism: Drosophila ananassae
Lineage: Eukaryota; Metazoa; Arthropoda; Insecta; Diptera; Drosophilidae
Exons: 1
Coding region: 1-3510 (1169 amino acids)
Source: RefSeq, a predicted model, not a curated record